Molecule: messenger RNA, 1876 nt
Organism: Gopherus flavomarginatus (Mexican gopher tortoise)
Lineage: Eukaryota; Metazoa; Chordata; Testudines; Testudinidae
Product: zinc finger protein 629-like
Exons: 3
Coding region: 218-1327 (369 amino acids)
Source: RefSeq, a predicted model, not a curated record
UCCUCCAUCAUUCUGGUACUGAUUACUGAUUCUCUAUGGAAGAGCCCAAAAGGGCCCUUGUGAAAUUUCACCUCAGCUUGGAUCUGCCCCCGCACCUGUGCACAGAACAGGGCCAGGUUUAAAACCAGGCAGCAGCCUCUGUACUGAGCCCUCGGGGGAGAUGUAACAAACUAGCCUGUUUUCUUCCCUGCCAGCAGGAUUCCCCGUGAUUGCCGAGAUGCAGGGAGAGGAAGAGCUUUGUGUCCCAGAUCUCCAGGGUGCUGAGGAACAGGAGAGCCUGAAAGGUGCCUGCAAAGGUGGCAAGAUGGAUGAGGAGAGUUCCCCACAGCAUGUAUCUGUGGGAGCAGAUCCAGAUGGGGCAUCACCUGAUGAGGAUGCUUCCAUGGGAGAAGAGCCACAUGGGAUGCUGCCUGGUGGGAAUGAGUCCAUAGAAGAGGACCCAGAUGGGACAUUGUCUGAUGAGGCUUUAUCCCAGGUUCCAGCCCUGCGGCAAACCUCUGAUCUUGGUCUAGAUCUUGGUCUUGAUCCUGGCUCACAGACCCCUUCAGCACUGGAAUCUCAGUGGGAAAAGCCCCCAGGGCUGCCUCUCCCAUUGGUACCCACUCAGCCCAGACCAGCCCCCAAGAAACCCCCUUACCGCAAGGCACACCCAACCAUCUGCAGCGAGUGUGGGAAGAGCUUCACCCGAAGCUCCCUGCUGGCCCAGCACCAGCGGGUGCACACAGGGGAGCGGCCCUACCAGUGCACUGAGUGCGGGAAAAGCUUCAGCCGUAGUUCCACCCUCAUCCAGCACUGGAGGACCCACACAGGGGAGCGGCCCAAUACAUGCACCGAGUGCGGGAAGGGAUUCAGCCAGCGCUCCGACCUGGUGAAGCACCAGCGCACUCACACCGGGGAGCGCCCCUACCAAUGCCCCGACUGCGGUCAGAGCUUCAGCCGCAGCUCGGACCUCAUCAAGCACCAGCGCAUCCACACUGGGGAGCGGCCCUACAUCUGCCCUGACUGCGGGAAGGGCUUCAGCCGCAGCUCCGACCUCUUCCAGCACCAGCGCACCCAGCGCGGCGAGAAACCUUACAAGUGCACCGAGUGCGGGAAGAAAUUCAGCCGCAGCUCCAACCUCAUCCGCCACCAACGCACCCACACGGGCGAGAGGCCCUACAUCUGCCCAGACUGCGGGCGUGGCUUCUCCCAGAACUCCCACUACACGGACCACCAGCGGAGCCACCGCCAUGAGAAACCCUACCAUUGCACCCAGUGCGGCAAGGACUUCGGGCGCAGCUCCACCCUGGUCAAGCACUGGCGCACACACACCAGGGAGAUCCUGUGAGCCUGGGGCAGAGGGCGGGACUUUCAACUCUCCAGUCAUGGACCAGGAAUCCCAACGUGGCCUCCUGGGGAACUUGACUCAGUGUUGCCCCCAAGGACAGUGGAGAAGAGAAAAGAGCCAGUUUCAAGAAGACAAAUGUGAGACGGGGCCUGGAGAAAAACAGAGAAAGAUUCCUAGAAGACAGGAACCAAAAGAGAAACUUCAGGAGAACAGAAUUUGAGUGAGAGUUUGAAGUUAAAAAUAAUAGAGGUAAAUCCCCGCACAGGAGGUAGCUACAAACAAAUGUUCAGAAUGAAAGCCUAGACUGGAAGUUGAAGGUUCUUAGAAGGAGAAACUGAGGACAACUUAGUACGUUAGUGCAUGGCAAAAUUAUCCCAUAAGUCUAAGCAAGAAAAGAGUCUCCCUACCUUAAGUGAACUAUUAAGGACAUCUGAAACAGAACUGGUAGAGAAUUGGCCAAUGAAUUUUUUUUUGUCAAAAAUUACCAAUUUGUCAGAACUAAAAAUUUCAAUUAGUUUUUUGUCAAUGCUAACAAAAUUUUCAACAAAU